CUCCCUGUGCCCCCUGACCCGGCCGCACCCCUCCGAAAAGCACCGUGCGGUCCAUCUCUGCAGGCACUGGUGGGAGCCCGCGCUGCGCUUCGUGGACGCCGCGCAGACCGUGCCGUCCGUGUAGAGAACCCUGCGGGUGUGGGGAGCCUCGCUCGCCCUCCCAGGGGCGCCCGGGCCCUGCCUCCGCCGUCCUCGCGGACGAAUUUGUGCUGGCUCCGCGGCCAUGAAGGUGAAGAUUAAGUGCUGGAACGGCGUGGCCACUUGGCUCUGGGUGGCCAACGACGAGAACUGUGGCAUCUGCCGGAUGGCCUUUAAUGGCUGCUGCCCGGACUGCAAGGUGCCGGGCGACGACUGCCCCUUGGUGUGGGGCCAGUGCUCGCACUGUUUCCACAUGCACUGCAUCCUCAAGUGGCUGAACGCGCAGCAGGUGCAGCAGCACUGCCCCAUGUGCCGCCAGGAGUGGAAGUUCAAGGAGUGAGCCCCCCCCCGUCCCUGCCCGGGGCCGGCCGGCUGCGCGCUUCUCUGGCAACAGCCCCCUCCGGGCCGCGACACACCGACCCGACUCGACUGGAGCCACGUUUGUUUUCCUUCAAAUGGUGACACUUUUAUCCAAUAAGCAAAACUCAUUAAAUUACCCGAACCUUG
This is a messenger RNA of Enhydra lutris kenyoni (northern sea otter), 645 nucleotides long. RefSeq names its product anaphase promoting complex subunit 11 (gene ANAPC11). The record is from RefSeq and is a predicted model, not a curated record. Gene Ontology annotation, biological process: positive regulation of mitotic metaphase/anaphase transition; protein ubiquitination; anaphase-promoting complex-dependent catabolic process. The coding region runs from base 224 to 478 and encodes 84 amino acids. Gene Ontology annotation, molecular function: ubiquitin protein ligase activity; zinc ion binding; cullin family protein binding. The transcript has 3 exons. Lineage: Eukaryota; Metazoa; Chordata; Mammalia; Carnivora; Mustelidae. Gene Ontology annotation, cellular component: nucleus; anaphase-promoting complex.